AUGUCUGAGGAGCCUCUUGCUUAUCUGGGGUGUUUUCCUGAGACUUCCACAAAUUCAGGGGCGCAGAAGGGGCCCCAGCAGACCCCAGAGCAAAGCCACUCUCCUCACAAAGACAGGGGACCAGUGGUGGUCAAGGGCGACGCCAUACCUGAGGCUUUUGCGGUAGGAUCCACCGUCCUUCUCUUGGCCUGGAGCCGCAGGGCCCUGUAUCCCUUACCCAGCUCGCUUUGCCGACCUCGACCUCUGACGAGGAAGGCCGCCGCAGAUGGGCUUUCUCAACAGUCUGCCCCUGUUCUGUCCUCACCGUGCUCGGCCCACUAUCAGUCCAGCAACCCGAGUCGCUCCCAUGGCAACCACAGAAGCUUCCUUUUGGAGGAAGAGGAAAGAGGCGGGGCCACCGUUAAGAGGGCGGGGUACCCUUCUGAGAUAGCCUACCCCAGUGCCAAGCUGCAGAGGGACAGAUUUGAAAUCAUUGACACCUUCAAAAGCUUGACCCAGGAACUACUGAGACAAGAACAUUUAACCCAGGCUCCUCAGAGAAAUGACCCCCACCGGGUCACUGAUAGAACAUUUUUCAUUGACGGUUCCAACCAGAAUUUGAAGACCAUCCCGCCAGAGAUUUUGGCAUUAAAAGAAUUAGAAGAAGUGCAUCUGGAGAAUAACCAGAUCUCGGAAAUUCCCCAGGGCAUUCAGCACUUAGAGAAAAUCAAGGUCCUCUACCUGCAUAACAACAGCCUGCAAAAUCUGUGCCAGGAGCUGGGGUCGCUGAGCAACCUGGAGUCGCUGGACCUGAGCGGCAACCUGCUGGUCCUCUCCUCGCUGCAGGUCAUCUGCCACCUCCGCACCCUUCGCGAGCUGAGGCUCUACAACACCGGCCUGACCGAGGUUCCCUCGGGCAUCUGCAAAUCCCUGCACCACCUAGAGCUGUUAGGCCUGUCAGAGAACUACCUGGAAUCGCUGCCCAAGGAAAUCGUGAACCAGACCAAGCAGGAGAUCUACCUGAAGCAGAAUCACUUCGAGAAUUUCCCUUGCGACCUAUGUGUCCUCUGCAACCUGGAGGUGAUCGAUCUGGACGACAACAAGCUGAAGACCAUCCCGGAAGACAUCGGGCACCUAGUGAGGUUGCAGAAGUUCUACGUGGCGUCUAACCACCUGAUGGGUCUACCGGACUCUCUGAGCCACUGCCGCAAGCUGUCGGUGCUGGAUUUGACCCACAACUCUAUCCAUUCCCUGCCCCACAGCCUGGAGCAACUCACGGAGCUCACGGAGGUGGGGCUGAGUGGGAACCGGCUGGAGAAGGUGCCGCGCCUGAUCUGCAACUGGGUAUCGCUGCAUCUGCUGUAUCUGCGCAACACCAGCCUGCACGGGCUGCGGCGCUCCUUCAAGCACCUGGUCAACCUGCGCUUCCUGGACCUCAGCCAGAACCACAUAGAUCGCUUUCCCGUGCAGAUCUGCACACUCAAGGACCUGGAGAUCCUGGCGCUGGAUGAUAACAAAGUGAAGCAGUUACCACCAGCCAUAAGCUCGCUUUCUAAACUGAAGAUCCUCGGGCUCACAGGAAAUGACUUUGUGUCCUUCCCAGAGGAAAUCUUUUCCUUAGUGUCCCUGGAGAAAUUAUAUAUCGGACAAGACCAGGGGUCCAAGCUUUCCUCUUUGCCAGAAAACAUCAAGAAACUGACGAAUCUUAAGGAACUGUACAUAGAGAACAACCAACUGGAAGAGCUGCCAGCAUCCUUGGGGUUAAUGCCAAAUCUGGAAGUCCUUGACUGCCGGCAUAAUCUUCUUAGGCAACUCCCGGAUGCCAUUUGCCAAACUCGAGAUUUGAGAGAGCUCCUGCUGGAAGACAAUUUACUCAGUCGCCUCCCGGAGAACCUUGAUCACCUGGUGAACCUCAAGGUCCUAACGCUGACCGACAACCCCAUGGAGGACCCUCCCAUGGAAGUGUGUGAGCAGGGCAACGAAGCCAUAUGGAAACACCUGAAGGAGAACAGAAUCAGAAAAGUGAUGGCCACCAAGAUUCAGGCGUGGUGGCGUGGAAUCAUGGUCCGGAAAGGAUAUGGAUCCUACGAAGAGCUACUAAAAGCCCGGAAGAAAGGAAAAUCCCCUCCAAAGGAUAAGAAAGGAAAAGCUGCCCCAAAAGGAAAACCCGCAAAAGGGCAUAAAAAAUAAUUAUGUAAAUGGGUGAAUGAAAAUAAAGAUUGCUAACAGAGCAGGAAGGCACCGUGUCUAGGGGCUACACAUCAGCCACAUGAAAAUUACCCACGAAAUUAAAGCUGUUUGUAAUAAUGAAAUAGUCUUAUUUUACUGGAA
Messenger RNA from Rattus rattus (black rat), 2310 nucleotides. RefSeq names its product leucine rich repeats and IQ motif containing 4 (gene Lrriq4). NCBI's taxonomy places the organism in Eukaryota, Metazoa, Chordata, Mammalia, Rodentia, Muridae. Gene Ontology annotation, molecular function: protein binding. The record is from RefSeq and is a predicted model, not a curated record.